CGAGGGGAGGGGGCAGCACUGACAAGAAUGGAAGAGGAGAGGAGGGAGGUAAGCGAGCCCGAAAUGCUUACUUAAGAAAAGAAGCUCGUGUAUACCAGGAAAUAGAGGAAGGAAGUCUCCCGUGAGAGGUGAUUUGGGAAGAGCCGGCUGAGCACAGAAUUGCUUCUGGGACGGCGAAGACGGCGUCGAGGAAAGGGAAGCAGGUGGAGAAAUGGAGGGCUGGACCGUUAAGAGUCAGAAAGCCGUGGAGGCAUUGAAGAGACUGUCAGGAAUCGGGGCGAGCCUUGAAGGAGACCCCGAAGUCUGCAGGUGUAAGGAGAAGCUCAGAGGAGGCGGCUCCUCCAAGAAGCCGGCCGCCGAGGGCUGUGCAAGUUGCGUUCGUGCCGGCGAGCCAAAGGACGGCGCCCGGGAGCUCUUGAUGGCUUCGGAGGAGCAGCACUGGCCCGUGCCAAUGAAGGCCAUUGGAGCUCAGAAUCUCUUGACGAUGCCCGGGGGAGUGGUCAAGUCCGGAUACCUUCACAAAAAAGGUGGUACCCAGCUGCAGUUGCUAAAAUGGCCAUUGCGGUUUGUGAUUAUCCACAAGAGAUGUAUUUAUUACUUUAAGAGUAGCACAUCAGCAUCUCCCCAAGGGGCCUUCUCCCUGAGUGGCUAUAACCGGGUAAUGCGAGCUGCUGAGGAAACAACAUCAAACAACGUCUUUCCCUUCAAGAUUGUUCAUAUUAGCAAGAAACACCGAACCUGGUUCUUUUCAGCCUCCUCUGAAGAUGAAAGAAAGAGUUGGAUGGCCCUGCUAAGGAAAGAAAUAGGCCACUACCAUGAGAAGAAAGAGCCAUCAUUAGAUUUCAGCGACUCGAGUUCUGACACAGAUAGCUUCUAUGGCUCUGUGGAACGCCCCAUUGAUAUCAGUUUAUCUCCAUAUCCCACUGAUAAUGAAGACUAUGAACAUGAUGAUGAUGAUGACUCCUACAUGGAGCCAGAUACCCCAGAUUCCAUGAAAGUUGAAGAUAUUAUGAUUCACCCACCAACUUAUCCCCCACCUCCGAUCCCUAUUCCAAGAAAACCAACCUACUCAGAAACACAGCGGUCCCACUCGUUUUCCAGCAAGGGCUCCACACCUCUUCACCCUCCUCCACCUCCCAAAAGAGGCCUGCCAGAAAUCAAUCCUGAGGACCUGAAAAGAGAAGUGAUCUCUUCUUGGAGGCCAGAGCCCAAUCUGAAAGUGCCCUCUCCCAGUCGAAGACAGAGUGAUCCACCCCUGGGAAAUCUACCUCCUAUGCCCAGCUUCAGAAAACCAGCUUCUCCAGAGGUCGCAUCUGUCAGUCACCUUCUGAAUACUUCCAAAAACUGUGACAAGUUAAAAUCCAUCCACCUGUCUCCUCGAGGAGCAUUUCAAGGAUCGCCUCUGACUGAACCCCCUCCAAUCCCAACCAUUAAGCCCAAAUUGAUAAAGGUGGGAGAGUUACCGCCUGUAAGAGAAGCUAUUAAACCUGGACUCUUUGUGCCCCCUGUGACUCCCAAACCACCGGUCUUGACACCUAAGCACUCUGUGUCAGAACUGAAACCCAGAAUUGAAAAACCUCCACUUCCUCAACUACAGAGAUCCCCACCAGAUGGACAGAGUUUCAGAAGCUUUUCCUUUGAGAAACCUUCAGUCUCAACUAAGUUUGAUACAAGCUGCGAGGAUUCAGAUGAAGACUAUGAAAAGGUGCCGCUGCCUAGCUCCAUCUUUGUCAACACCACGGAAUCCUAUGAAGUGGAAAACUUGUUUAAAGCCACUGAUCCUAGGGGACAACCACAAGAUGGACUCUACUGUAUUAGAAAUUCUUCGAAGACAGGAAAGGUUUUAGUUGUGUGGGAUGAAUCCUUUAACAAAGUGAGAAACUACCGGAUUUUUGAAAAGGACUCCAGAUUUUACCUUGAGGGAGAGCUUUUGUUUCUGAGCAUCGGAAGCCUGGUUGAGCACUAUUACACCCACGUUCUGCCUGGUCACAAGAGCCUGCUUCUUCAGCAUCCCUAUGGAUACUCAGGGCCCAGGUGACACCUGUCUGACUUAGCAUUUUGGUGCAAUAAUUGAAUCUGGAGACAGAAGAAGAAAAGAAAGACUUGGAUGGUUGGUCUUGACUUCUACUGACAGCUGACCACCCAACUUGGGUCCUCGAUUUCAUCUGUCCUGCAUGUUAUUCUGAACCUGUGUUAUAGUUCUGCUCUGUAUUCCUCCCAGAAGCAGGUGAAUUGGGUUCACUCCCCACCUCUCUUCCAUUAAUUUCCCCCACUGAGUCCUCAAGGAGUGAAUGCAUCAUCAUAAAAAAGCACACCCUCAACUCCAUUUCCCAAGCAGUUCUUAAAGAUCUUCUUCUCUGGUGGCCAAACUGGAUAGAUCAAUGACAAUAUUCGGAAAAGGUCACUAUGGAAAUGGACAGAAAUACUUUUAUGGAUCAGGGCACAAGAUACUGUGUCUCAUAAUUGCUGAGUCAACUUGAGAAAUCUUAGCAAUAGAAUGACAGAACUAAUGACUUAAGGCAGCUAGAUAGUUUGAUGAAUGGAGCAUGGGACCUGGAGUUCAAAUCCAGCCUCAGACACUUACUAGCUGUGUGACCCUGGGCAAGUCACUGAAUCAGUUUGCCUCAGUUUUCUCAUCUGUAAAAUGGGGAUAAUAAUAGCACCUACCUCCCAGGGUUGUUCUGUCAUAAUAAUUGUAAAGCGCUUAGCACAGUGCCUGGCACAUAAUAGGCACCGUAUAAAUGCUAGCUGUUGUUAUUAAUGGAUUGUUUUCAAUUGUAUUAAACAUGAAAAAUUGUAUUUAACUUACUUGGGUUUCGAGCAAGAAACAUUUCAGAGUGACCUCACACAGACUCCACUCUUCUUUUUGCCUGCUGGCCAGGAAUAUAUUCACAAGCAACAAAAUGAACUGAGAAUAUUGGAGAAAGGAAACUAUCUGCCAUUCAUAAGGAGGAGCAAGAGAAGAGAGACCCACCUGGGGAGGUGGUGGAUCCUUACUAAGGAUGAGCAUGGGAAUGGACUAUUUGAAAAGGGGAUUGUUAUGAGGCUCUCCAUCCUGGGCAAGCCAUUUGAUACUUAGGAUUUCUCCUGGACUGGGUGUGCACAAUGUCCUCUUGGGUUCCUCUCAGUGACCAUUUUGCAAAGUGUCAUUGGGAAACCACUCUCCAUUGCACAAAGAUGCAGACUGAGCCCUCCUUUCAUCCUAGACUCUUGGGCUCAUGUUCCUCAGCAGCAAGCCAACCAAAGGACUUGUUCUUGUGCAACCCAUGUGAUGCUGACCCUUUUGUUCCCAUCAUGGGCUGAUUAAAGACAAAUGGGGACUUGGCGCCAAGAGAGGGAGGAGACUCUCAAGACAUUCGAAGUUUGCAUUGCAGCAGACUUUUCUUUUUUCUCUGGGGACAAUUAACUCGGCAUGGAAUGUUUGUCCUUUGAUAUUCCCCCUGUGCUAAACUCUAAUUAAAGAGGAAUUCUGAUGGUAACUAAUAAACCAGAACUCAAAACAUUCCUGAUUACACAGGCUUGACCAGUUCUAUCAGGAAUGGGCUCUGAGACCAAGCUGGGAAAUCUGCUCAGUUCAAUAUUGCACUAAGAUGGGAGCUUUCAUGUUUCUCUUGCUCCUUAGGAUUCCUACAUUUCCUGGCAAUGCUCCCAAGUAAAGGAAAAGAUGAUGUUCAAUCACAGAAUCUAUCUAACCCAGUCCUAAAGCAUGAGUCCUAUUUAUAAUAUAUAAAAAUAUAUUUUUUUCCCACUUGAACUCCACUACUAUUGAGGAACUCAUCUCAUUCUGUUCCUGGGUAGCUUUGUUAGCAAUGGCUUCUUUUUAGCCUGUCAUUGCAGUCAUAGUCUGCUGCCCCAAAUGGAAUUGCAAGGCAGACUUUUGCUUAAUUUCAUGAAGAACUUCACAAUCAUCUCUCCUAAUCCUCCCAGCUAUUAGUACCUUCUUCUUCUUUCUUCCAAAUCAUCUUGAAUCUAUUUUAUCUAUUUUGAUAUAGGUACAUAUUUCUUCCACAGAUAGACUAAAUUUCUUGAGGGCAGAGAUGAUUUCAUUUUUGUCUUCAAAAUCCCCAAUGUCUAGUAGUGUCUGGCACACAAUCAGUACUUGCUCAUUGAUUGUGGUUCAGUAUAAGAACCUUCUAACAAAACUGGCCAACAGUGAAUUAGGCUACCAUAUAAGGAAUCAGUGAGUUCCCCAUCCUUGGAGGUGUUUAAUUGGGAUGUUGAAGAAUAAGAUUUAUGACUUGAGUCUGAGUUGGAAUAAAUGAUCUGAGUUUCUUUCCCAAUGUGGAAAUUUUCAGUUUUCAAUUUCAAUACUUCUACUUUGCAAGAACUACAGGUGUCCCUAGUGUAAUUUUUAAAAGCAAAAUGUAAAAGUUAUUUGCUCUUAGAAACUGCAAUUCCUAGAAGCCUUGUUUCCAAAGUCCACUGAUGAGGUCAAGAUUUCCAACUCAUUUUUCCAAAUAGAUGAUAUUGGACCCUCCUGCAUUCUCUCCUCCCCCAUCAAAUCUCCAGGCUGACAGUUCAGCCUCUUCUACCAGCUAGAGGAAGGCCUCAAAAGGGGCAAGAGCCAAUUAAUGAGUCAUUCGGGAGGGACCAGCUCCAGAGCAACAUGGAAAACGCCUAUGUUCCCAAAGGCAAUGUGCCUUUUGGAACACAUAGCAGUGGGGGUGGGGGAGGCCUGGGAGGGAGGCAAAGCUCUGGAGUGAAAGAUCUGACUGCAGCUGACUCUCUUUCCCCAAGAAAAACAGUGUAGGAAAAAAAAAAAAGAAAAAAAAACAUGUAGGAGAAAGCUCAGAAUUUGGCCUUCUUCCUUGGGCUUUUUUGUUUCCUCAGUGGAUAACAUUCAGCAAUCUUCCAAAUAAUGCUGAAAAUCAAAACCCACAUGACUGCCCCUGCAAUUCCACUAGGCCAUUGUUUUGUUCUGAUCCUUGCAGUGUAGUGAUUUUGACUCCUCUCUAGACUGAGAAAACAAGAGUGGUGAAGAUCAAAGUGUUUGAGGCCGGAAUCAGGAGAACAGAAGUUUGAGUUCUCACUUUUCUGGCAGCUUAUUUACAUGUGAGAUAUUGAGCAGGUCAGUCCUUUGCAAUGGACUUGGUUUCCUUAUAUGUGAAAGAAAGGGUUUGGAUUGAAUGAUCUAAGGUUCCUUUCUGUGAUCAUUUUAUGUCCUCAGGCCUUCUAGCUCUGAAGCUGUUCUACAUUUUAAGAUCACAAUUAGCCCUUGCAUUGUAAAUUUUGAGAUUCCUCUCCUCAUCUUCUAGCUCUAAAAGUUUAUGGUUUAUAAUCUAGUAUUCCAUGUUUAAAAGACCCAUAAUGCUAACAUUCUGUGGUUCCAGCUUUUGAAUCAGGUAAUCAGGUAUUCAAGCAUUUCUCUUUCCCCCUCUCCCAAAUAAUUGACACCAAAGUGGUACAAAAAAACUUGAUUUGUUUAUCUAAUAAUGAAAAAUAUUUUUCUUUUUUAUACAUUAUGUGACUAUUAUAAUAGCAUCUGUGCUAUUUUUACAUGUGAAUAUCUGGAACUAGUCAUUCAACAAUAAAUAUAUGGCAGGAUACAAGA
Messenger RNA from Sarcophilus harrisii (Tasmanian devil), 5551 nucleotides. It is a transcript of the gene SH3BP2, whose product is annotated as SH3 domain binding protein 2. The transcript is spliced from 13 exons. Gene Ontology annotation, molecular function: SH3 domain binding. Gene Ontology annotation, biological process: signal transduction. The coding region runs from base 212 to 2038 and encodes 608 amino acids. The record is from RefSeq and is a predicted model, not a curated record. NCBI's taxonomy places the organism in Eukaryota, Metazoa, Chordata, Mammalia, Dasyuromorphia, Dasyuridae.